GACUUGCGGAGUAUCUGCAGCCAAGUAGUAUAACAAAAUUUGAUAACAGACCGCACAUCUCUUUUCCCUCUCUAUCAACAUAACAUUUCCCCUUUCAACCAGAAUUAACCAAAAACAGAGUUUUUUUAGAAGCAGAGGAUUAUAACUUUUGCAUAAAACAUUUGCUCCGAGCCAUCUAUCUUUGUAAUUGUGGAUCAUGGGUUUCAAGCAAGACCUGUUGGUGUACACAACAUUAGAAUGUGAAAGCUUGGAGGAAAUGGCAGCCUGUAUGCAGAAAGCAAAAGAAGAAGGAGCAGAUCUCGUGGAGCUUUGUAUUGACUCUUUGACUUUCUCCCACAUUUCAGAAGUUGAACACCUCCUCAAACAGAGGACUUUACCCUCCAUCGUUUCCUUCAGGCCGAAUUCGCUGAGAUAUUCUUGCAGAGAAAACUGGAAGAAAACAUGCGUGCAAGUUCUGAAUUUGGCUGUUGAAUUGGACGUUGAGUUCGUAGAAGUUGAUCGCCAGGUUGCUUGUGAUGAGGUCAUCUGUGAAUUAAUGACCAAACGAUCAAACUGCAAAAUGAUUGCCUCCAGUCAUGUGAAUGGUGGAAAUCCUACAAAAGAGAGACUUUGUAAUUUAAUUACAAACCUGCAGUCAACAGGAGCAGAUAUCAUCAAAUUAGUGAUUGAUGUAGCUUAUAUUACAGAUGUUGCACCAGUUUUCCAUAUGCUUACACAUUGUCAGGUACCGCUAAUUGCCAGGGCAGCAGGAGAUAGAGGUCUUAUAAGCCAACUAUUGGGUCCAAAAUAUGGUGCUUUCUUUGUUUGUGGAUCUUUAGGAGGAAACUCCACCCCUGGCUUACCAGCUUUGACUAGCAUUAAAGACGUUUAUAAACUGGAAUAUGUGAACCCAGAUACUAGAGUUUUUGGCGUAAUCUCAAAUCCUGUUGGCCAUAGCAAGGGCCCUCUUCUGCACAACCCUGCCUUUAGACAUACAGGAUACAAUGGAAUAUAUGUGCCUCUACUAGUUGAUAAUAUCAAGGAAUUUUUUCGGGUCUUCUCAUGCAAUGACUAUGCUGGUUUCAGUGUUGGACUCCCACAUAAGGAAGCAGCAGUACGGUGCUGUGAUGAAGUAGAUCCACUUGCUAAGUCUAUAGGAGCUGUUAACACAAUUAUAAGGAGACCUUCUGAUGGCAAGCUCAUUGGUUACAAUACAGAUUGUGAGGCUUGUGUGACAGCAAUUGAGGAUGCACUUAGAGAGAGACAAAAGACCAAUGGCCAUGCAUCAAAUGUUUCUCCAAUUGCUGGAAAAUUGUUCGUAGUAGUUGGAGCAGGUGGUGCUGGGAGAGCUAUUGCUUUUGGUGUCAAAAGCAGGGGGGCAAGGGUUGUAAUAUUUAACCGCAAAUACGAGAGAGCAAAAGCUCUGGCCGCAGCAGUAUCUGGUGAAGCCUUGCCAUAUGAACAACUAAACGAUUUCUGCCCUGAGAAGGGAAUGAUUCUUGCAAAUGCUUCUGCAGUAGGCAUGCAGCCAAGGACAGAUCAAACUCCUAUUUCCAAGGAGGCCUUGAGAUCAUAUGAGCUAGUAUUUGAUGCAGUUUACACACCUAGAAACACACGGCUAUUGCAGGAGGCUACAGAGGUUGGAGCUGCAGUGGUGGGUGGGGUUGAGAUGUUCGUCAGGCAGGCAAUUGGGCAGUUUAAGUUGUUCACCAGUGGAUCAGCACCAGAAGACUUUAUGCGGAGGAUUGUAUAUGAGCAAUUUUGAUUCUUUUAGAAGAAAGGUAUAGUUUCUUGCUGAAAUCAGACAGUGCUAAGCCCAGGAUCUUGUUUGCCAGCCAAUAGAAGAGGUCUCUGAAACUCUUCUUAUUCGAUAUGGAUGCUCCUUCAGCUUCCAGUUGCGAAUUGAUUUACAUGGGAAAAAAGAUGCAUCAAAAUAUUGUGAGAUUGGUUUUUCUUUUACUUUCUAAAAAUCAGAUAGUAUGAUAGAUUACAUAUUGUAAAUAUCUUGUUAUAGUUUGAAUAGUUUGAAAGUAACGUCCGGGAAAGAUGGCCUGCUUCGCCUUU
This is a messenger RNA of Nicotiana attenuata, 2043 nucleotides long. Its product is annotated as bifunctional 3-dehydroquinate dehydratase/shikimate dehydrogenase, chloroplastic-like. Bases 197 to 1744 code for a protein of 515 amino acids. Gene Ontology annotation, molecular function: 3-dehydroquinate dehydratase activity; shikimate 3-dehydrogenase (NADP+) activity. The transcript is spliced from 10 exons. The record is from RefSeq and is a predicted model, not a curated record. Gene Ontology annotation, biological process: shikimate metabolic process; chorismate biosynthetic process. NCBI's taxonomy places the organism in Eukaryota, Viridiplantae, Streptophyta, Magnoliopsida, Solanales, Solanaceae.